This is a messenger RNA of Aspergillus alliaceus, 2183 nucleotides long. RefSeq names its product FAD/NAD(P)-binding protein. The transcript has a single exon. The record is from RefSeq and is a predicted model, not a curated record. Lineage: Eukaryota; Fungi; Ascomycota; Eurotiomycetes; Eurotiales; Aspergillaceae. The coding region runs from base 234 to 2183 and encodes 649 amino acids.
AAACUGGGUACGCUCAGCCAUCAGCUAGAUGUAGACGCACAAUACAUACUCCGUCAGGUUCUCCAGUAUAAAUGGAGUACGCCAUUCAAGUGAUUGGUUUCCUCCGACUCCUUCCAAAUCUACAGAUCACCCCACUCGAUUGAGUAUAUAGACAAGCUUGACAUCUACUUAGCGACCUUGCCUUUGACUCACUCAUCUCUCACGGACGCCAGAUCAUAAGUGCAAAAUCUAUCAUGAAGUACUCCGUCCCAUCCGUUCCCACAGGGACUACCCAUGCCCACGUUGCCAUUGUUGGUAUGGGACCGCGCGGAACCAGCUCACUGGAACGCCUCUGUGCCUCCGCUCCAGAAUUCCUCACAGCAGGCGCGCGGCUAACAGUCCACGUCGUCGACCCUUCUCCGCCUGGAGCUGGCCGUGUCUGGCGUACCGAGCAGUCAUCAGAGCUGCUGAUGAACACCGUCACAUCUCAGGUGACUUUGUUCACUGAUAAGAGUGUGGUCUGCUCAGGUCCUAUCCGCGAGGGACCGAGUCUGUAUAAAUGGGCAUCUGCUGCCAAACUUGGGCUGAGCCCUGACGACUACCCAACUCGCGCCGUGUACGGACACUAUCUGGAAUGGGUGUUCAACAAAGUAGUGCGCGAGGCCCCUCCUGAAGUCGAAAUCGAGGUGCAUGCUUCCCGCGCAGUGCGCCUAGAGAGCGCUGCCGACGGCCGCCAGACCCUCACCCUCUCUACCGGCCGUACUCUACCCGGCCUCGCCGCUGUGAUCCUCUCCCAGGGCCAUCUGCCACUACUCCCAGACCCUGAGCAGCAGCAGCUCGCCGUAUAUGCUAGGCGUAACGGCCUGCGUCAUUUCCCCCCCUCCAACCCAGCGGAUGUCGAUCUCUCCUCUCUAAAGCCCGGUGAGCCGGUCUUCCUGCGCGGCCUCGGCCUCAACUUCUUCGACUAUAUGGCCCUCUUAACCACUGGCCGUGGCGGUCACUUCACCCGCACAUCCCACGGCCUCCGCUACCACCCCUCCGGCAACGAGCCCCGCCUGUACGCCGGCUCCCGUCGCGGCAUCCCAUACCAAGCUCGUGGUGACAACGCUAAGGGCGCCUACGGUCGUCACUACCCCCUGAUCAUCACUGAAGAGGUGAUCAGCGACUUCCGCAAGCGCUCUGAAUCCGGAAACGCCCCAGACUUCCUCACCGACAUCUGGCCGCUGGUCUCUAAGGAAGUCGAAACAGUCUUCUACGAAGCCCUCUUGAAGCAACACGGCAAGGAGACGCCAGAGUUCCGCGAUCGAUUCCUCGCCGCCCCAUAUCAGAGCGCAGAAGAGGCUGAUGUCCUUGAAGACUUCGGUAUUACGGAGGAAAAUCGCUGGUCCUGGGAACGUAUCUCUCGCCCUUAUGGCGAGCAGAGAUUCACAGCCGGUGUCUGGCGCGACUGGCUUCUUGACUACCUGCGCGAGGACGCCAAGGAAGCCUCCCUCGGUAACGUCGAUGGCCCCCUCAAGGCUGCCUUAGAUGUCAUGCGCGAUCUGCGCAACGAGCUGCGACUCAUCGUCGAUCACGCGGGACUGUCAGGCGAAUCGCACCGCGACCACCUCGACCGCUGGUACACGCCUCUCAACGCCUUCCUGUCCAUCGGACCCCCUCGUCAGCGUAUCGAGCAGAUGAUUGCCCUGAUCGAGGCAGGCAUCCUGGACGUCGUUGGUCCCCGGCCAAACGUCUCCGCCGAAGACGGCGCUUGGGUUGUGCACUCCCCCGAUGUCCCCGGGUUGAUUGUCCGUGUCACUACGCUCAUUGAAGCGCGUCUACCAGAGCCGAACCUCAGAAACACGGCUGAUGAUCUCCUCUCUCACCUGCUCAAGUCGGGCCAGUGCCGGCCCCACGUUGUCGACGGUCACGAAACUGGUGGUCUAGACGUGACGAAUGCGCCGUACCAUGUCAUCGACUCGAAGGGUCGGGCGCACCCGAGACGGUUCGCUGUUGGUGUUCCCACGGAGGGCGUGCACUGGGUUACUGCAGCUGGCGCCAGGCCGGGUGUCAAUUCGGUUACUCUUUGCGACACUGAUGCUGUGGCGCGGGCUGCGCUGAAUGCAGCAAUGCGUGAGACGGGAGUCACACAACAACCGGCGGGUGUCAAGUCCUGGUCGAAUGUUGAAGUUGCGGAGGUUUCAGUGUUUGAGGUAAAGACUUGA